CAAUCUUCAGAUCUUUGAUCCAUGUGUCCCUCAUCGAUUGUUUGCAUCUUGAUCUUUCUUCAGAUCUCCCAUUUGCUAAUUGCAGGUCAAUAUCAAAUCAUUCCACCCCAAAACCCUAUAGUUGGUUUCCUUGGAAAAGAAGUGAUCCUGCCAUGUCAACUAACAUCAAGGGUACCAAAAAGCACCAACAUCCAGGUCCAGUGGAUCUUGGAUAAAUCCUCAGAAAAAAUUGACGUGAAAUCCUACUAUGGUCGAAACAAGCCAGAAACACAGGAUAACAGAUACCAAGGUCGAGCUGAGCUUUACCAGAAUGAUCUUAAUACAGGGAACAUGUCUCUGAUUCUGAAGAAAACCAAUCUGUCUGACCAAGGAAAAUACACCUGUAUGAUCUUCCUUGGAGACUGGUAUAAUGAGGUGGUGGUUGAGUUGGUUUUGGCAGCAAAAGGAACAGAGCCCACAAUUGCUUUGGUGGAUUAUAAAGGCUCGGGGAUUGGUCUCACCUGCAGCUCCAAUGUUUGGUACCCAAAGCCCAAGGCUUUCUGGCUGGACAGUGAAGGGAAAGUCCGAAGUAAACAGUCAGACACUACAAUCACAGUGACCAAGGCAGGGAACUUCAGUGUUUCCAGUUCCAUUACAAUAGAAUCAGGAGUUGACCAUGAAGUCUCUUGCAAAAUCAUCAACGAACUGCUAGGGAUGGAGAGUGAAUCAAGAAUCCUGAUCUCUGAUGCCCUUUAUCCUGCUACUUCCCCUUGGCUAGCACCCUUCCUAAUCAUUCUGUUGCUUUACAUCUGCCUUCUUGUUGGUGCUGGGUACAAAGUCAAACAGAAUUAUCAGAAAUUAUCUCAAUGUGAAAAACGGAUGGAUGAAGCACAAGAUGAAACUGAGAAAUGCACAGGACAAGCAAAGGUUAAAAGAGCUCAGGAAUACGCAGUUGCUGUCACUUUGGAUUCAUAUUAUAAACAUCCAGAUAUCAGCAUCAGUGAGGAUAAAGAAAGAACCAGCCUUCAACCUCUCACCCCAGGGGAAGGAGCAACUGCUCUGGGAACUCAGAUUUUUGUGGGGAAGGAAGGUUAUGCUGCUGGGAAACACUACUGGGAGGUGGAGGUGGGAGAAAUGUUGGACUGGGAGCUAGGAGUGAUGACUCAGGCUGAAAGGGACAAAUUCAGAGAGAAAAGGGUUGUUAAGUCCUUUCAGGAAGGCUGCUGGGCUCUGAGAAGCAGCCAAGGAAAAUUAUUUUCCGUUCCAUGUGAGAAAGAGAUUGAAAAGAAGGUCCAUCAGUCUUAUUCAGUGAUUGGUUUGUUACUGGAUCAAGAAAAAUGGGAAAUCUUAUUUUAUAGUGCCAGCAACGACAAAUUCCUUAUAGAUUCUAUCCCCAUUAAAUCCACUGACAAAUUGUACCCAUUUUUUGAUUAUGGCAGUGCUUCAGAAAACAGUGGUCCAAAGCCAUCAGGAAAAAAGUAUUGCUUCAGAAAUCAGUUAUCAGCUAUUAAAGAAAAGGUUUUUAAGAAACUGUGA
Messenger RNA from Lacerta agilis (Sand lizard), 1515 nucleotides. Its product is annotated as butyrophilin subfamily 3 member A2-like. The coding region runs from base 22 to 1515 and encodes 497 amino acids. The transcript has 9 exons. The record is from RefSeq and is a predicted model, not a curated record. NCBI's taxonomy places the organism in Eukaryota, Metazoa, Chordata, Lepidosauria, Squamata, Lacertidae. Gene Ontology annotation, molecular function: protein binding.